AUGUCCGUUGAAUUGUCCAAAGUAUCCAUCUUGGGUCAGGACACCAUUCAUGUCGGAUACCAGAUUCAGGAACACAUUGUGAAGACUACUCUGGAACAAUGCAAAUCGUCGACAUAUGUUAUCAUCAACGAUACUAAUGUCUACCAGGUGCCUUACUACCAUGACUUGGUUGAGCUAUUUGAGAAGUCUCUACCCGAGACUUCCCGUUUGCUCACAUAUGUUGUGAAGCCAGGCGAGGCUAACAAGACCCGUGAAACUAAGGCACAGAUUGAAGACUUUAUGUUGAAUGAAGGGUGCACUCGUGAUACCGUCGUUAUUGCAAUUGGUGGUGGUGUGAUCGGUGAUAUGAUUGGGUUUGUUGCUGCGACAUUCAUGAGAGGUGUUCGUUUCAUUCAAAUUCCUACAUCGCUAUUGGCAAUGGUUGACUCGUCUAUUGGUGGUAAGACUGCCGUUGACACCCCAAUCGGUAAAAACUUCAUUGGUGCCUUCUGGCAACCACAAUUUGUGUUUGUUGAUAUCAAAUGGCUAGAAACUUUACCCAAGAGAGAAUUCAUCAAUGGUAUCGCUGAAGUUAUCAAGACUGCAUGUAUCUGGAAUGGCGAAGAGUUCAGUAGAUUGGAGGCUAACGCCGAAUCCUUCCUUUCUAUUGUGAAUAACUCCCAAACAGUUUCUAUAUUCAGCCCUAGAGCCAAGGAAACAGUGGAGCUAACCUAUACAAACAUCGAAGCCAUAUUGGAGCAUAUCUAUAAGCUAGUUCUAGAGUCGAUCAAAGUGAAGGCCCAUGUUGUGUCCAGUGACGAAAGAGAAUCUGGUUUAAGAAACUUGCUAAACUUUGGUCAUACUAUUGGUCAUGCCUACGAGGCCAUUUUAACUCCUCAGGCUUUACAUGGUGAAUGUGUGUCUAUCGGUAUGGUCAAAGAAGCUGAAUUAGCUCGGUACUUGAAUAUACUUUCCCCAACACAAGUUGCCCGUAUGGUCAAAAUUUUGGCAGCUUACGGUUUGCCAAUUAGCGUUAACGAAAAGUGGUUUAAGGAGUUAACAUUGAACAAAAAGACACCAUUGAAUACUUUGUUGAAGAAGAUGAGUAUCGAUAAGAAGAAUGAUGGCUCCAAGAAGAAGGUCGUUAUCCUUGAGAAAAUCGGUAAAUGCUACGGUACUUCAGCACAAAUUGUUUCCGAUGAUGACUUGAGGUUUGUAUUGUCCGAUGAAACAUUGGUUUAUCCUUUCAAUGAUAUCCCUAAGAACCAACACAAGACUAUCACUCCUCCAGGAUCAAAAUCGAUCUCUAAUCGUGCUUUGAUCCUUGCGGCUUUAGGUGAAGGAACUUGUAAAAUCAAAAACCUUCUUCAUUCCGAUGAUACAAAGCAUAUGUUAAAUGCCGUGCAACAAUUAAAAGGUGCUACAAUCUCCUGGGAAGAUGAUGGUGAAACCGUUGUUGUCAGUGGUCAUGGUGGUUCGACUCUUACUGCAACAUCUGAUCCAUUGUAUCUAGGAAAUGCGGGUACCGCUUCCAGAUUCUUAACUACAGUUGCUGCUUUAGCAAAGAAGGACGGCAAUCAUGACCAUGUCAUCCUAACUGGUAACGCAAGAAUGCAAGAAAGACCAAUCGGGCCAUUGGUUGACUCUUUACGUUCUAAUGGUGUACAUAUUGAUUACUUGAACAAAGAAGGGUCGUUGCCAUUGAAAAUCAGCACCGAGACUAGCUUCAAAGGUGGAAGAAUCGAAUUGGCUGCAACUGUUUCAUCUCAAUACGUUUCUUCUAUCUUAAUGUGUGCUCCAUAUGCCGAGAACCCAGUCACAUUAUCUCUUGUUGGAGGAAAACCAAUUUCCCAGCUUUAUGUUGAUAUGACAAUAAAAAUGAUGGCAGCCUUUGGUAUCACAGUCACAAAAUCCGAAACUGAAGAGUAUACAUACCACAUUCCAAAGGGUAAUUAUAAGAACCCUCCAGAAUACGUUAUUGAAUCUGAUGCGUCUUCUGCUACUUAUCCAUUAGCUUUUGCAGCAAUGACAGGGUCUACUGUUACAAUUCCUAACAUUGGAUCAGCCUCUUUACAGGGUGAUGCUAGAUUUGCUGUAGAUGUCUUAAGACCUAUGGGCUGUCAUGUGGUUCAGACAGAAACAUCAACUACAGUUACUGGUCCAGAAAGAGGCCAAUUAAAACCAUUAAAACAUGUUGAUAUGGAACCAAUGACAGAUGCUUUCUUGACUGCUUCAGUUGUUGCUGCCAUCUGCAAUGAUGGUACCAGCAACACAACCACAAUUGAAGGUAUUGCAAACCAAAGAGUUAAAGAAUGCAAUAGAAUCGAAGCUAUGAUUACUCAAUUGGCCAAGUUUGGUGUCGCUGCUAACGAAUUACCAGACGGUAUUCAAAUUCAUGGUGUAAACUCCAUAUCUGAAUUAAAGACACCACCAGAGUCUGGUAUUGAAACUUAUGAUGAUCACAGAGUUGCAAUGUCGUUUUCGUUAUUGGCUGGGUUAGUUAACUCUGAAAAUAAGAGCAAGACUACCGUUUCUCCAGUGAGAAUUCUAGAAAGACAUUGUACAGGUAAGACAUGGCCAGGAUGGUGGGAUAUCCUACAUUCUGAACUAGGAGCUAAACUAAAUGGUGCUGAACCACUAAAAGCUAAAGCAUUGGAUUCUAGAAAAAGUGUGGUAAUCAUCGGUAUGAGAGCAGCUGGUAAGUCUACUGUAAGCAAAUGGUGUGCCCAAUCGCUCGGCUACAAGCUAAUUGAUUUAGAUGAUGAAUUCGAAAGACAAUAUGGUAAAGGCUCUGUUAAAGAUUUUGUUGCAGAAAAAGGAUGGGAUGAAUUUAGAAGGGAAGAAACUCGAAUUUUCCAGAAUGUAAUUGCGAAAUAUGGCGACAAGGGCUACGUAAUUUCUUCUGGCGGGGGCAUUGUUGAAAGUCCAGAUUCCAGAAAAGCUCUAAAGGCUUUUUCAAAUGAUGGUGGUUUCGUUUUACAUCUUCAUCGUGAUAUUGAAGAAACAAUAAUCUUCCUAAAUAACGAUCCAACAAGACCUGCCUAUAUCGAAGAAAUUAGGGAUGUUUGGGAAAGAAGAGAAAAAUGGUACCACGAGUGCUCCAACUUCACAUUCUUUGCUCCCCACUGCUCAAAUGAUAUCGAAUUUAGAAAACUAAAACAAGUGUUUAACCACUUCAUUCGUCGUAUUCUUGGUGUCGAGGAGGUCCAUAUUCCUAAAUCAAGAUCCGCUUUCGUCUGUUUAACUUUUGGAGACUUGGCUGACCAUGUGGAAAAAUUGGAAGAAAUCACUUACGGUUGCAAUGCUGUUGAACUAAGAGUUGAUCAUUUAUCUAACUAUUCUUCGGAUUUCGUCACCAAGCAAAUAUCUCUGUUGAGAACCGCAACUAACUCAUUGCCAAUUGUUUUCACUGUUAGAACAGUUUCGCAGGGCGGUAAAUUCCCAGACGAUGCUGAAAACUUAUUGGAAGGUCUAUUCAACGUUGCCUUGAAAAACGCUGUUGAGUAUAUUGAUCUUGAAUUAACUUUACCUAAUAAGUUAAUCUAUAAGGUUUUGAACAGAAAGGGUACCACAAAGAUCAUUGGAUCUCAUCAUGAUUUCGCAGGUAAGUUCAAGUGGGAUGAUUCAGAAUGGGAAAAUAGAUACAACCAAGCAUUAUCUCUAGACGUUGAUGUUGUGAAGUUUGUCGGUACUGCCGAAGAUUUCGCUGACAACUUGGCUCUAGAACGCUUCAGAUCUCAGCACACUUCGAAGCCCCUAAUCGCCAUCAACAUGACUGAGAAGGGUAAAAUAUCCAGAGUUUUGAAUACUGUAUUAACCCCGGUUACUUCCAGCUUGCUACCAAGUGCUUCUGCACCAGGUCAGUUGACUCUUGCUGAGAUCAAUAAUCUGUUCCAUAAAUUUGGCGGAUUGCCUGCCAAACAGUUCCUAGUUAUAGGUUCUCCUAUUGGGCAUUCUAGAUCCCCAAUCUUGCACAAUACCGGUUAUAAGCUCUUAGGUUUGCCCCAUAACUUUGAUAAAUUUGAGACCGACGAUAUCGAGCAAGUUAAGAAAGAAGUUUUAUCUCGUCCAGACCUUGGUGGUUUGGCUGUGACUAUUCCACUAAAGAUUCAAAUUAUCAAAUAUAUGGACGAAUUGACAGAAGCUGCCAAAACAAUCGGCGCUGUCAACACUGUAAUUCCUUUAGGUGACAACAAAUUCAGAGGUGACAAUACAGAUUGGCUGGGAAUCAAGAAAUCUUUAACAUCUAAUGGUGUUCCUAACUCUGUCCAUGGUACUUCUGGUUUGAUUAUUGGUGCUGGUGGUACUUCAAGAGCUGCAGUUUACGCAUUGAAGCAUCUCAAGUGUGAUAAGAUCUACAUGAUUAACAGAACUUCCGAAAAAUUGCACGACGUCAAGUCCAAUUUCCCCGAAGAAUAUAAUAUUGUUGUUGUCGAAUCAGCUGAACAAUUGGAUGCUAUCAAUGAUGAAAUUUCCGUUGCCGUAUCUUGCGUCCCAGCUGACAAGCCUUUGGAUUCUGAAUUGCUAAACAAAUUAGAGAGAUUCUUAGCUAAGGGAACAGGUUCUUUGAAACCAACCUUGCUAGAUGCAGCCUAUAAACCAACAGUUACUCCGGUUAUGCGGAUAGCUCGUGACAAGUACUAUUGGAACAUUGUUCCAGGCGCAGAAAUGUUAGUUCACCAAGGUGUUGAACAAUUCUCUAGAUGGACCCACUACAAGCCCCCAUUCAAGGCUAUCUUUGAAGCAGUUACGAAUGAAGUUUAG
This is a messenger RNA of Kluyveromyces marxianus DMKU3-1042, 4743 nucleotides long. It is a transcript of the gene ARO1, whose product is annotated as pentafunctional protein ARO1p. The coding region runs from base 1 to 4743 and encodes 1580 amino acids. Lineage: Eukaryota; Fungi; Ascomycota; Saccharomycetes; Saccharomycetales; Saccharomycetaceae. The transcript has a single exon. The record is from RefSeq and is a predicted model, not a curated record. Gene Ontology annotation, molecular function: shikimate kinase activity; 3-dehydroquinate dehydratase activity; 3-dehydroquinate synthase activity. Gene Ontology annotation, biological process: chorismate biosynthetic process; aromatic amino acid biosynthetic process. Gene Ontology annotation, cellular component: cytoplasm.